AUGGCUGAUACGAACACUGACUCUGGGACUUCCAGUCACAAAAUUGUUGAAAACUCUAACAAGGAUGUCUACACGAUCUUUGGUGUUAUCUUUAUUGUUAUGGGACUUCUUGCUUCUCUGGGAAACACUGUUAUCCUUUACGUUGUCAAAAGGGAUCCUCUGAAGUGCCUUAAUAAACCGACAAACGUCUUCAACAUCGCAUUAACUAUAACACACGUCUUGGUGGGAAUGAUAGUGUCACCGUUUACUGGCAUUUUAAGUAUUCUCCGAGGACAUAACCCUGAAAACCCUCUUCCUUCGGCGGUGAUCCAUCUGGAGGCUUUCAUGCAAGAUUUCAUUAUUGGAACUGCCACAUUGUGUUUAUGUGCCAUAUCAACUGAACGCUGUACAGCCGUACUCCACCCACACUUAAACAAAAGGUGGUUUACACUACAGCGAGCAAAAAUCGUUAGCGUUACAGCAGCGGUUACUUGUUUCGGGUUUUGCUCGCUGCUGUUCCUCGACAUAUCGAAAACGUUGUUCUACAUGAUCUACCUCCACGUAUUUAUUAUCCUCCCAGUCUGUGGAAUCCUCAUAUCGUGCACGGCAAGGCUGAGAAAUUUUAAGAAGCAAGCCCGUGUCUCGGUUAUCAAUAGUGGGUUACCAGUCGCUCAGAUAUUUGCCAGCGAAUCAAGAAAGAGAAAUUCUCAGAUGGUUUACAAAUUGUUGGUGACUUUAUUCAGUGUUUUGCUACCAGUUUUAUUGUCCUUGUUUCUGUUUUACGCCGUGAAGUUUAUGGAAGUAACGUGUGAUGAUUGUAUCACGAAGCGAUGGUUCAUAGUUUUAAAUAGUACGAGUUUAGUUUGGUUAUUUUUGAGCAGCGUUUUCAACCCUGUUUUAAUCCUGAGGCGUAUAGCUGAAUACUCUCGGUCAAUUAGACACAUUCUCAGGCAGAUCCGGUAACUAAUUAAAAGGAAACAUAUUCUUUCACUAUUUAAGGAAAUGUUUCAUAAAAUACUUUAACUCCGUGUAAAUAUGUACUAGAGCUGUAACACUCACACAAGCCUAAAACAAAAUUUAAAUUAACGUCGGUUAGCAAAAAGAGAACACAAAAACUUCAAAGCGUGUCAUUAUUGUGCAGCCUUUAAUGACUGCACUUUAUGGGAAUAUUCCAAAUCGAUUUAAUGAUAAACAACGUGUCCUACAAUGGUGUUAUCGGAUGAAGUCCUUUAUGAAAUAUUAACUCGCUUAUAUUCACAACUAUUCAACGUUCAUGCAUCUGUUAUUUCGUGAAAAUAGCGAAUGGGAAUCGGUUGACCCGCAUGAUCCGUUCUAAUAAGUUCGUAAUCAAGAAAUGAAAGGAACCGCAUCAGGAGGGUUCCCAUUUAUACAAUUUUAUACAAGAUGAAUCAUUACUAAGUUUGAAUUUAAAUCCUGGGUCAGUGAUCAUCACCUCUUGAAGAACCGGCCCCUUGGCUGCGUUCAUUGAAUGAAUUGCAGGCGUAGACUUGAUCAUUGUUUCCUUCCUGGGUUUCUUUUAGUUCAUCAUCAGUUCAAAUGAGUCUUGUCAUUUGAAGAAAUGUUGAUACCGACUAAAAUUUCAUUUGUAUUUCUUUUCAAAUGAUUUAUUGAACAUCUUUCUUUUGUUUGAAAUCAGAGUAGAGUACAUGCAAACGACUCUGAGUUGGAGCUUAAGGGUCUUAUCAUGAAAAUAAAUGGGGAAAAAAAUAAAACUUUGGGAAGAACACAAGGAAAACAAUUUGAUAUUCCUUAUUGAUUGUUCUUCUUAUUACGAUGCAUGUGUUUUGUUGGGACUCUCGCUCCUUGUUGUUCCAACUCGUUCCCGGGGCUCUCUCACCUUUCCACAGGGUGGAGAAGAGUGGAUCCUGGAAACAAGGAUUUAGAAAAAGGACUGGGCUAGUGGAAUGCUAAAAUCUUGGUAUUUUUAAAAGCAUUUUCAAGCAAGGGGGAAAAAAAAUGCCCAGUAUACUUUAUAAACCCCGUAUAAGGGUCAUGCACUGCUAUGUAAUGUGUUUAUUAAGUAAAUUUCACUCCUUAAUAUUUAAGAUGCCUCGUUAGCGCAGUAGGCAGCGCGUCAGUCUCAUAAUCCAAUGCGAAAUCUGAAGGUCGUGAGUUCGAUCCUCACACGGGGCACUUAACUUUUUUUCCUAAAUCGCUUUUUUCCUGCUGCAACUUCAUGGAAAAAAUAAAAAUAAAAUUUCGUUUAUUACACUUAUUAUUCACAUAGUUUUUCUCUUGACGAGGAAAGCUCGCGUAUUUUUUCUCAAAUAAUAACAUCUCGAUCUGUUCGAUUCUCGGUUCGAUUAUGAAAGCCACCCGUAGUACGUGCGUAGAAGUUCUCCACAAUUCUCAAGCAAAAACUUGAUUCACUAUUUUAUUUAUUUUUUUACCUUUUUUUAUCUCUGCAUUAUUAUCUAGUUGCCAAUGGUGAUAUCAGGGCAAACUUUAUGGAAUGUAAACAUUUCGACAAAAAAAAAACCUGACUCCUCUUGAUUAGUAAUUUCCAACAUGAUUUGUUGGGGGAUUGUUUCUCGUAUGGAGUGAAUUUCCAUUUGCCACAGCUGUCCCAAGUUCACAAAAGAAGACUUUAUACAAACUUUUAUAUCAUUUUCUUUUUUCUCAGCACAGACUCGAUACAAAAUCCGGCAGCUUCUCAGCGGACUAUUGGGCAAAGUGAAUUAUCUUACCGAUGAGCCUAUUCAAACAGUUUUCGAAAGAGAGUUUAUAUUCAGCACCUGCUUUGAAAUUUUAUUAAAAAUUGGUGAGCUCAUGGCUGUUUGCCAGUAUAAUCAUUCAAUGGCAAUUUUUCAAUGCAACUUUCAAAUAAAAAUGUGAAUUGUUCUAUCAUCUGUUAAUAAAAGGCCUACAGCUAUCAAAUAACAUCUAUAUAUAAAGUAUAAAUCAUCGACAGAGAAAAACCUUCCAGCCUAAUACCGAUGAUUUGUCCUGGAAAUCAGCCGAUCUAUUAAUUUCUUCGCGAGACACACUGUAUUUAUUUAUUUAUGUGAACUUUAAAUAUCAUCGUCUUAAUGAGUCAAAACACUUCGCUCCGUUCAGUGUUUCAAUUAUGAAAGAUAAAGUAUUCUCCAAUAUUCCUGAAAAUUUACGCAUCGGUGUAUGUUCUACAGUAGGAGCUCUCUACUUAGCUGCAUCGGUUUCCACAAUCAUAAUCAAUGGUCUGUUAUUGUUUGUUAUAUACAGAGAUCCACUUAAGUGUUUUAGGCGACCAUUUGCGGUAUUAAUCACUGGACUAGCUAUUACUGAUUUUACCGUAGGUGCUAUUGGUGACACCACCUCUGCUAAGAAUGAGUUUUACUGUGUUAAAAACCAAGACAGACAGAACUCGUUUGACUACGUUAUGGAUUACUUCAUCGAUAACUCUGCUACAGUGCUUGUGGUUGCUUUGUCUGUUGACAGACUUACUGCGGUUGCCUUCCCAUUUUUUUAUCGCUGCUCUGUAAAGAACUUCCAUUCUAUCAUCAUGGUCAUCUCAAUUUGGCUUUACUGUUUGGUUUUCAGUUUACUUCAGCUCACUGACAUUCCGGAGGAAAUCUAUGACUCUAUAGAUGUGCAUCUUCACGUAACAUUUGCACUCUCUUCUACUGCGGUAGUAUACUGUGUUAUUUACUUAAUCAUCCGAAAGAGAAGAAAGUCUUUUCCUGGAGAAGAGAUUCCAGGACGGAAAGCCGAACAACAUCGCCGAAAUUUGCAACGCGAAAAGGAGUUUGCCUUCACAACUUUCCUGAUUCUUUUAGUUUUGGUUCUGACACAGAUUCCAUACCUUGUUUUGACAAAAAUUGAGUCAAACUGUGAAAGCUGUCUCGAGAGUUCGUGGUUUUUUGUGACAGAUAAGUUUUCAGAUUUCCUGUUGUGUGUGAGUUCCAUUGCGAACCCGUUUCUUUACGGAUGGAGAGUGAAACAAUUUCGGAAUUCAUUCAUGACAAUUUUUUGCAGAUCUAGACUUCAUCAAAAUGACAUGGAAAUGUCGCAAACUGCGGCGCAGGAGAACGAAGGAACAAGGGAGACUCACACAUGA
This is a messenger RNA of Pocillopora meandrina, 4036 nucleotides long. NCBI's taxonomy places the organism in Eukaryota, Metazoa, Cnidaria, Anthozoa, Scleractinia, Pocilloporidae. The record is from the annotation of a GenBank genome assembly.